Fulvia fulva is the source of this 798-nucleotide messenger RNA. Its product is annotated as FAD-dependent monooxygenase OpS4. The record is from RefSeq and is a predicted model, not a curated record. The coding region runs from base 1 to 798 and encodes 265 amino acids. The transcript is spliced from 2 exons. Gene Ontology annotation, molecular function: monooxygenase activity. NCBI's taxonomy places the organism in Eukaryota, Fungi, Ascomycota, Dothideomycetes, Mycosphaerellales, Mycosphaerellaceae. Gene Ontology annotation, biological process: secondary metabolite biosynthetic process.
AUGACCCCCAACGUGGCAAGAUUGCUUAUCAAAUAUGGGAUCGAUAAAGUUAUAGGAGACGAUUUGGUCCAAUUCUCGGAGCUGAAUCUGCGGCGAAAGGACGGCAGCAAGGUCGGGCAUACUGGCAUCAAGGACGUGGAAGAAGUCACUGGCUUUCCAUGGUGGCUCGUCCACAGACACCAUCUGCAUAACGGCUUGGUCGUGGUAGCCAGGAAGGAGAAAGUUAACUUGAUCACGGACAGCAGGGUAGCCAAGCUAGAGAGCAAGCAAGAUGGUAGAGUGGAAGUUGUGACAGAAAAGGGAACUCGUCACAUGUUCGGUCUUUUGAUUGAGUCAGAUGGUGUGCAGUCAAUCGUACGCAAGACUCUCUUCCCAGAUGUGAAACCGCGACCGCCGACUACCAAUUCCGCCUACCGGGCGAUGGUGCCCUACGAAGAAGUUCGAAAAGAUCCCCUGACUCGCGAGCUGGUAGAGGAUGAUAGUGGCAGGCUGAAAAAGACCAUGGAAGUGUGGAUGGCACCAUUGGGAUACAUCAUUUCAUAUCCAAUCUCGAAUGCGAAGGACUUCAACAUGGUUCUAAGCCACUUCCACGAUCCGCCCGUAGAUAAAGUCUGUGAGGUCAGCAUUGAUGAGGUUAAGGAGCAAUACAAAGAGUACGAUCCUCGAAUCAAGAGGAUGGUCGAAAAGAUUUGCCCUCCCAUCUCACGCUGGCCAUUGCUGCUCACUGGGCCAUUACCUUCAUGGUCGAACGCCGAGAAGAAUAUCGUCUUGAUCGGCGAUGCAGCACAUUCCAUGUAA